CUGUAAUUUACUGUUUUUUUUUCUCUAUCUUCCUCCCAAUGGCUGCAAAAUCCCAAUAGCCCACCUCAGGAUUUUGUUUCAUCACCUUCGUGCAGAUCCAUGUAUGAAGCCUCCCCUGAACCCUAAUUCAGUCAUCGAUUUCGAGUUUUGAUCGGAUGUUGACUACUAAUCCUGAUAAUUCCGUCGAUUCGUCUCUGAGCUCCCAACGCAAUCAACUGGUUUCAAGACUCUUUUAAGAUUUCAAUUACGGGGUUUAGCCGUGGAGCGGAUUUGUUGCAAUGAAGGAAGCGUUUGUGGCCCGUUUGAUAGGCGGCGGCGGUGGCGGCGGCGGGAUCAGUUCGGUUUGUGAACCUCCGGUUAAGCGGAUGGCCGUAGACGGUGCGUGUGGGGAAGGUGGUGACAGAAGUAGGACUAGCUGUAAGAGAAUCAAAACGACUCAGGUCAAUGGUUUUAUUGUCUACACCAGAACCAGGAAGACUAAAUUCGCCAAGCUUAACGAAGAAGACGAAAAUGGUGGCUUUUCGGAAAAUAGAAUGUCAAAUCGUCUCGAGGAUUCGAAACCAACAACCGGCGUUACAGUUUCCUCAGGUGAUAUGUGCGACACCGACUCGAUAGCUGACACUAGCAAUACAGUUGUUGAGAGCCCCGUCGAGAAAAUCGCUACGGAAGAGCGCAUAGCUGAAGUUCGGGAAGCAGAGAAGUUCAAAGAACGGGAUACUGAGUAUGACAGUGGCUCGUUAGUGGAUGUUGUAAUUGAUGACAUCGAUUUCGUGGAAAUGUUACAUGAAGCGGUUCCUGUUGAAAUUCUGGCGGAAGGAAGCCUGGAUUUUGAGGUAGGGAGAGUAGGAACUAAAGGGAGAACGAUGGGAAAACCCUAUUGGGAAUCGGAGAAGAGUAGGCAUGGAUCUUUAAAGCGUACUACAACGCAGAUCUAUAAAUCGUUUUUGAGAGUGAAGAAGGUAAACAGUUUAGUGGCUAAGGAGAAAGAGGUUCUGGGAGAAUCAGACUUUGAACGUGAGGAGAUAGAUGAACAGACUCGUUCUGUGAGUCUGGCUGACAUGCCCAAUUUAAUCCGCAAAAGGCCGGCUACAGUGAGGGAACUUUUUGAGACCGGUAUACUCGAUGGUGUGUCUGUGGUUUACAUGGGUACUGUUAAGUCUCAAGCCUUUGGUCUCCGUGGCAUCAUCAAAGAUGGUGGAAUUUUGUGUUCCUGUUCAUCCUGUGAUUGGGCUAAUGUUAUUUCAACUUCUAAAUUUGAGAUUCAUGCUACUAAGCAAUAUAGACGAGCAUCACAAUAUAUUUGCUUUGAGAAUGGUAAGAGCCUGCUAGAUAUUCUGAAGAUUUGUAGGAACGCUCCUCUACAUUCUCUUGAAGCAGCAAUUCUUGAUGCUGUUGAUAGCGUGUCUAAAGAAAAACGUUUCACCUGUAAAUUAUGCAAAGGCUUGUUCCCUUUAUCCUCUAUUGGCCAUAGAGGGUUUCUGUGUUCGUCAUGCUCAGAGUUAGAAAGUUCUCAGACCAGCCCUGCUGCUACGAGGACAUCAACUAGUGCUCCUGCAUGUAUAACAUCUCCGGUUAAGAGCAGACUGAAGAUAAUAAUAAAGGCAUUACGUCAAGCUUUGGUUGGGAAGGCUCUGAAUGCUUCUGCAAAUAUAUCUUCACAAAAUAAGUGCAAAUCUAAAUUUAAGAAGAUGGUGGUCCAACAUUCUGUGAACCCCAAGGCUUUAAAAAGCGUGUCCCUCUCUGUUUCUCCAAAAAAGAGGAGUUAUAGAGCAACGAGAAAGGAUCACGGAUUUCAUAAGUUUGUGUUUGAGAAAGGGGGAUUACCAGAUGGAACUGAACUAGGAUACUACGCCCGUGGACAGAAAUUGCUUGGAGGCUACAAAAUGGGUGCUGGAAUAUACUGUUACUGCUGCAAGUCUGAGGUGAGCGCCUCUCUGUUCGAAGCUCAUGCAGGCUGGGCAUCUCGUAGAAAACCUUAUUUUUACAUAUAUACAUCUAAUGGUGUGUCUCUUCACGAAUGGGCAAUUACUUUCUCGCAAGGUCGGGAAUAUUCUGCUAAUGAAAAUGACAACUUGUGUGUUAUUUGCGCUGAUGGUGGAAAUCUUUUGCUCUGCGAUAGCUGCCCCAGAGCCUUCCACAUAGAAUGCGUUUCCCUUCCAAGUAUUCCUCGUGGUAACUGGCAAUGCAAAUACUGCGAGAAAAAGUCUAAGAGCGAAACUGUUGGAGAGUACAAUGUUAAUUCUUCUGCAGCUGGUCAACUAGAAGGAGUUGAUCAUGUUGAUCAGUUAGCUGGACGAUGCAUUCGAGUUGUCAAGAACAUGGAAGCUGAAAUAAAUGGGUGUGUACUAUGCAGUGGUUCUGAUUUUUGCAGAUCCGGAUUUGGUCCCCAGACAAUCAUAAUAUGUGAUCAGUGUGAAAAGGAGUACCACAUUGGAUGUCUGAGUAGUCGGAACAUUGUGGAUUUAAAGGAAUUACCUAAAGGAAACUGGUUUUGCUCUAUGGAUUGUACGAGGAUCAACUCCACAUUGCAAAAGUUACUUCUUGGUGGGGCGGAGAAGCUUUCAGAUUCUUCUUUGGAGAUAAUACAGAAGAAGCAAGAAAGAACUGAUGUUGGACCCCUCCGUCAUCUUGACAUCAGAUGGAGACUGAUAAGUGGCAAAGUUACCUCUCCUGAAAACCGAAUGUUGUUGUCUCAGGCAAUGGCUAUUUUUCAUGAUUGCUUUGAUCCUAUAGUUGAUCCAGUUUCUGGGCACAAUCUUAUUCCGAGAAUGGUUUACGGGAAGAGUAUACAAGGACAAGACUACGGGGGAAUCUGCUGUGCUGUUUUGACUGUAAAUGCAACUGUUGUUUCCGCUGGACUACUACGAGUAUUUGGCCGAGAGGUUGCAGAACUUCCUUUAGUUGCAACCCGCGUGUGCAGCCGAGAGAAGGGAUACUUUCAAUUGCUCUUUUCCUGCGUUGAGAAGCUACUCUCGUUCCUGAAUGUCGAAAGCAUCGUGGUUCCAGCAGCUGAAGAGGCAGAGCCCUUUUGGAUGAACAAAUUUGGGUUCAGAAAACUCGCACCUGAACAGCUCAGCAAGUAUAUAAAGGUGUGCUACCAAAUGGUGAGGUUCAAAGGAUCAUCCAUGCUGCAAAAACCGGUUCAUUCAAACCAAAUUAUUGACAAGAAAAUCGAAACCGGCGUCUCUUUAGAAGAAAAUUUUGAUUUGAAACAACCCAAAGAGCCGUAUGUUCAUCUUUUGUGUUGAGGUAAAGCAAGUCAUGGAUUUGGACAAAGAUGGAUAAAAGAGUGGAGGUUUUAGGUUUUAAAAGAGUUGUUACAACUUAAUUAGAGACGUGUGUAAAUUUUUGUAGAUGCUUUUUGUUUACUUUUUAGGUUCAAGAAUGUUUUUGUUUACAUUUAUAUAAAGAUUAUUACUUUCUUAUUAAUUGUCAUUAGUUAGACUUACAAACAUAUAUAGUUCGAUGCAAUAAACAAUUUUUUAAUUACCGCCACCCAUUUUUGUUGUUGGGAG
Molecule: messenger RNA, 3515 nt
Organism: Thlaspi arvense
Lineage: Eukaryota; Viridiplantae; Streptophyta; Magnoliopsida; Brassicales; Brassicaceae
Source: the annotation of a GenBank genome assembly